Messenger RNA from Diabrotica virgifera virgifera (western corn rootworm), 3154 nucleotides. RefSeq names its product glutamate receptor ionotropic, kainate 2-like. NCBI's taxonomy places the organism in Eukaryota, Metazoa, Arthropoda, Insecta, Coleoptera, Chrysomelidae. The record is from RefSeq and is a predicted model, not a curated record. Gene Ontology annotation, cellular component: plasma membrane; postsynaptic membrane. Bases 168 to 2957 code for a protein of 929 amino acids. The transcript is spliced from 16 exons. Gene Ontology annotation, biological process: synaptic transmission, glutamatergic; modulation of chemical synaptic transmission; monoatomic ion transport. Gene Ontology annotation, molecular function: transmitter-gated monoatomic ion channel activity involved in regulation of postsynaptic membrane potential; glutamate-gated receptor activity.
UACAGCUUAUUCACAGCUGACAUCGCGUGAAACUAUACGGAAAGCUUAAAAUAAAACUAAAAAGCAACAAAAACAACGACCUCUUCACGCGAAAUGUCUCUCGAAAGAAUUUCUGCUAAAAGUUAAAUUGUUUUCACGAGUUUAACGUGAAUCACUUUCUCGUUAAAAUGUUCAAAUGUGCAAGGGUAGUUAUAUUUGUGAUUUUAGUGGUGGCUAUUGAGGGAAUAAGGAGAAAGCCUGUCAACAUCGCUAUUUUUCUAAACGACGAUGACCAAUACGAGAUUUCCUCAAUUGCAGUUAUAAGCGUCAUACGAAGAGUCAACCUAUACCACAGGGUGGAAUCAUUUUUGCACCCCCACAUCUUUAAAGUACAAAAACAUGAAGUUUUAAGAGCGGGUCAAUUAGUGUGCCAGCUGGUGGAGAAAGGCAUCGCCGCCAUUUUUGGUCCCGAGUCGCCAGAAAUUAACGACAUGAUUCAAUCAGUGUCCUCCACUCUUCAGAUUCCACAAUUCCAGACGUUCUGGAAUCCGAAGUUGGCAACUCUCGCCUACCGCCAACCGGUCGCAGACAGACCCAAUCAAGUUUUCAACUUGCACCCGAGUCCUAAAGCUCUCUCCAAAGCUUUGGCCACUUUGGUGCGCGAGAACGACUGGAAGAGUUACACCAUUCUUUAUGAAAAUGAUAAUGGACUUUUGAGGCUGCAGGAGACGCUGAAACAGCUAAAUCCCAGAGACCCCGUUGUGGCUUUUAAGGCACUGGGGCCAAAGGAAAAUCUCAGAUCAGUGUUGAAAGAAGUUAAGAGCUCUGGAGUUUCGCACUUCAUCCUAGACUGCGAGGCGGACCGAAUAAUGGACAUUUUAAGACUGGCUCAAGAACUUAAAUUGUUGUCAGAAUUUCAUAGCUACAUACUGACUAACUUGGACUCACAUACAUUGAAUUGGUCCGAACUGGGUAGUAUAAGAUCAAAUAUAACUGCCAUGAGACUUCUUGAUCCUGAGAGUAUCAACAUGAAAAAUGCUGCAUUGGUUUGGAACCAGACCGUGAAAUUAGACGUAUUAGAUACUAUUAGAAAUCCAGCAAUUCAAAAAGAGUUGGAUUAUCUACGAAGUCACAGAUUCCUAUAUAAUAUUAAAACAUCUGAGAUACAUACAAAAACUCCCUUAUUAUACGAUGCCUUAAAUCUCUUUAUCUCAGUGUACGCUGACUUAGAGGUGAAAAAUAAAUUAACAGUGAAUCCCCUCAAUUGUAAAGAGGAUAACGUAUCCACACACGGACAGGUAUUCUUUGAUACCAUUAAAGAGGAAAAAAAGAAUCUUCGAUUAUUACUGGAACCAUUGACUGGAGAAAUCACAAAAUUUGAUUCUAUGGGAUAUCGACGAAACUUCAAAUUGCAGAUUAUCGAGCUCGACUCCAAAAAGUUUAGAGUUACUGGAAGCUGGGACUCAAUACUGCCAGAUAAAAUUGAUUUGGCCCUAUCGACCAAAGAACGCGAUGAAGAACUUUUGAAAAAAAUCCAAAAAAGGAAUUUCCGAGUUGUGUCACGCCUGGGAGAUCCCUACUUAAUGGAAGCAGUAGAUCCCAAUGGUAAAACUUUAUACGGUAACGAUAGGUACGAGGGAUAUUCCAUGGAUCUUAUGAAGGAAAUUUGCAAACCAGAAAAUCUUAACUGUAGCUUUACUUUUCAUCUAGUACCUGACGGUAAAUAUGGGAACUAUGACUCCAAAACAAAGCAAUGGAACGGUCUCAUUAAGGAACUAUUGGAAUAUCGAGCUGAACUGGGAAUAUGCGAUUUAACUAUUACCUACGAAAGAAGAAAAGCUGUCGAUUUUACAAGCCCUUUUAUGUCACUAGGUAUUAGUAUUCUUUAUGCCAAACCGACAAAACAACCACCAAAUCUUCUCACAUUUAGCCAUCCAUUUUCCUUUGAUGUCUGGAUCUACAUUGCCACAUCUUACUUAUUAAUAUCUUUGAUAAUGUUUUUGACUGCACGAAUUAAUCCUAAUGACUGGGAGAGCACACAUCCAUGUAAUCAAUAUUCAUCAGAAGUAGAAAAUAUCUGGACGUGGAGAAAUUGUUGCUGGUUAACUUUGGGUUCAUCUAUGGCAGCAGGUUGCGAUCUUCUUCCAAAGGGAAUAUCAACCCGAAUGGUAGUAGCCAUGUGGUGGUUUUUUGCCUUAAUCAUGACAGCUUGUUACACUGCUAACAUGACAGCUUUCUUGACGAGCUCGCGCAUGGGCCUUACGAUCGAAAGCGCAGAAGACUUGGCAGGUCAGAAUAAGAUCAAAUAUGGAUGUUUAAAAGGUGGCGCGACAUCAUCAUUCUUCAAAGACACCAACUUCUCUACCUAUCAUCGAAUGUGGGUCCAAAUGGAGUCAGCUGAACCGAACGUGUUUGAAACAAACAAUAAAGACGGCGUUAAACGUGUUCUGAGCAGUAAAAGAAAGUACGCGUUUAUCAUGGAAAGCUCUACUAUCGAAUACGAAAUGGAACGGAACUGUGAACUGACCCAAGUAGGAAAUAAUUUGGACUCAAAAGGAUAUGGAAUUGCAAUGCCCUUCAAUGCUCCCUAUAGGAAAUCCAUAAACGCAGCAAUUUUAAAAAUGCAAGAGAUGGGUAUUCUACACACUUUAAAAACAAAGUGGUGGAAAGAAAUGAAUGGAGGAGGACAGUGUACGAAAGAGCUCUCGGAUGAGGCUGCCGCCGUCGAAUUGGGUCUGGACAACGUGGGAGGCGUCUUCGUGGUGCUUGGCGUAGGUGUGGGGCUGUCACUGAUCAUGGCCAUCUGCGAAUUUCUAUGGAACGUACGAAAAGUGGCUGUCGUACAGAAAUUGACACCAAAAGAAGCCCUCAUCCAGGAAUUAAAGUUUGCCGUUGACAUAUGGGCAAGAAAGAAGAACGUCACUAUGAGUGGCUCAAAAGCAAUUUCUAUGGAAGAGAUAGACGAAAAAUGUACCUAAAUAAGAGUACGAAGACUCUAAUCUUAUAAAAUCCUACUACGAUACGUCAAGCGGAAACGCUGUUUGUCCGGGACGAUAACUCCUUGCGUCACCUAGGAACGUAAUCUGAACUACCAACAGACAUUUGCCGUGGAUUUUGCCAUUUUUUAUUUAAUAAAAGAUUACAAUUUUAUUUACAAAUAAAGUUGAAAAGAAGC